This is a messenger RNA of Leptonychotes weddellii (Weddell seal), 1955 nucleotides long. The record is from RefSeq and is a predicted model, not a curated record. Lineage: Eukaryota; Metazoa; Chordata; Mammalia; Carnivora; Phocidae.
GGGGGAUCUCCACUCCCUGGCUGGAGGCGCUGCUGAGGCCGCCUGUCCACCCAUCAGUCCGGCCCGCCCUCCCGCAGCCAUGUCCCGGCCCCUGUCAGACCAGGAGAAGAGAAAGCAAAUCAGCGUGCGUGGCCUGGCCGGCGUGGAGAAUGUGGCCGAACUCAAGAAGAACUUCAACCGGCACCUCCAUUUCACACUCGUGAAGGACCGCAAUGUGGCCACCCCGAGGGACUACUACUUCGCGCUGGCCCACACCGUGCGCGACCACCUCGUGGGCCGCUGGAUCCGCACGCAGCAGCACUACUACGAGAAGGACCCCAAGAGGAUCUACUACCUGUCUCUGGAGUUCUACAUGGGACGGACACUACAAAACACCAUGGUGAACCUGGCCUUGGAGAAUGCUUGUGAUGAGGCUACCUACCAGCUGGGCCUGGACAUGGAGGAGCUGGAGGAGAUCGAGGAGGAUGCGGGGCUGGGCAACGGGGGCCUGGGUCGGCUGGCCGCCUGCUUUCUGGACUCCAUGGCAACACUGGGCCUGGCUGCCUAUGGCUAUGGGAUCCGCUAUGAAUUUGGGAUUUUUAACCAGAAGAUCUGCGGGGGCUGGCAGAUGGAGGAGGCUGAUGACUGGCUUCGCUAUGGAAACCCCUGGGAGAAGGGCCGCCCCGAGUUCGUGCUGCCAGUGAACUUCUAUGGCCGAGUGGAGCACACCAGCCAGGGGGCCAAGUGGGUGGACACACAGGUGGUGCUGGCCAUGCCCUACGACACUCCAGUACCUGGCUAUCGCAACAACAUCGUCAACACCAUGCGCCUGUGGUCGGCCAAGGCCCCCAGUGACUUCAACCUCAAGGACUUCAACAUUGGUGGCUACAUCCAAGCUGUGCUGGAUCGAAACCUUGCUGAGAACAUCUCACGUGUCCUGUACCCCAAUGACAACUUCUUUGAGGGGAAGGAGCUGCGUCUGAAGCAGGAGUACUUUGUAGUGGCCGCCACCCUCCAGGACAUCAUCCGCCGCUUCAAGUCCUCCAAGUUUGGUAGCUGCGACCCUGUGCGCACGAGUUUCGAUGCCUUUCCGGAUAAGGUGGCCAUCCAGCUAAAUGAUACCCACCCCUCCUUGGCCAUCCCUGAGCUGAUGAGGAUCCUGGUGGACCUGGAGCAGCUGGACUGGGACAAGGCCUGGGACGUGACGGUCAGGACCUGCGCCUACACCAACCACACUGUGCUGCCCGAGGCCCUGGAGCGCUGGCCCGUGCAUCUUAUUGAGACGCUGCUGCCCCGCCACCUCCAGAUCAUCUAUGAGAUCAACCAGCGCUUCCUGAAUGUGAGCCGAGGAGGCCAGGGCUGGGGGCGUGGGCUGGGGAAGGCUGCUCGCAGUAGCGGCGAGCUCAGCUUCAGCCUGCGCACCAACGCCACGCGCGCGCUGCUGCUCUACCUGGACGACGGUGGCGACUGCGACUUCCUGGAGCUGCUGCUGGUGGACGGGCGCCUGCGGCUGCGCUUCACGCUCUCGUGCGCCGAGCCGGCCACGCUGCAGCUGGACACGCCGGUGGCCGACGACCGCUGGCACAUGGUGCUGCUGACCCGCGAUGCGCGCCGCACAGCGCUGGCGGUGGACGGCGAGGCCCGCGCGGCCGAGGUGCGCUCGAAGCGGCGUGAGAUGCAGGUGGCCAGUGACCUGUUCGUGGGCGGCAUCCCGCCCGACGUGCGCCUCUCGGCGCUCACACUCAGCACCGUCAAGUACGAGCCGCCCUUCCGCGGCCUCCUGGCCAACCUGAAGCUGGGCGAGCGGCCCCCCGCGCUCCUGGGCAGCCAGGGCCUGCGCGGCGCCGCCGCCGACCCACUGUGCGCGCCCGCGCGCAAUCCCUGUGCCAACGGCGGCCUCUGCACCGUGCUGGCCCCCGGCGAGGUGGGCUGCGACUGCAGCCACACGGGCUUCGGCGGCAAGUUCUGCAGCGAAG